Messenger RNA from Penicillium manginii, 2601 nucleotides. RefSeq names its product WD40 repeat domain-containing protein. Lineage: Eukaryota; Fungi; Ascomycota; Eurotiomycetes; Eurotiales; Aspergillaceae. Gene Ontology annotation, molecular function: protein binding; ubiquitin ligase activator activity; anaphase-promoting complex binding. The coding region runs from base 1 to 2601 and encodes 866 amino acids. The transcript has 4 exons. Gene Ontology annotation, cellular component: anaphase-promoting complex. Gene Ontology annotation, biological process: anaphase-promoting complex-dependent catabolic process; positive regulation of anaphase-promoting complex-dependent catabolic process; positive regulation of ubiquitin protein ligase activity. The record is from RefSeq and is a predicted model, not a curated record.
AUGGUCAAUUCGCGAUGCCAUUCCUUCGAGGAUAUUUCCUCCAUUCGCAACCAACAUGCCUCACUAACGUAUUCAUCUCAAUCUGAAACUUCAGAUGAUGGAAUGAUAACUGGACUAACCGAAUGCUUCGCAACGAUCAACCUUUCGCUUCAUGAACUGCACAAUACCUCUCAAAUAUCAUUGACCCUUCCUCUGGCGAAUACCCGUCGCGAUACCCCCCCAUCCACUACUCAAGGAAAACAGAACUCUCCUGAACGAGGUCGAGCGAAGACCAGACUUUCUCCAAGUGGUGAUUGGCCUCGUGGAAUCUUUCGCAGUCCUUCGUCUCCGGAUCGGUUCAUCCCAAAACGAGACUAUGUGGAUCCUGCCUCCACGCCUUUCCAGAGAUUUCUGCGGAGACGGGUUCCUAGUCAUGACCCUUUCCUUCCAACUGCUCGCCGACCUCCAAAUUUCCCAGGGCAGAAAUCAAUUCCCACCCGCCUCCGCCAGCGGCCUCAUCAGCGACCGGGUCUAGUCAUGGGGUCAAUGUUCCUGGGAGGCGAUCGGACUGAUUUCUUGAGACAAGUUAGCCAUGGCUCUGUCUGGGGUGUUGGCGGUAUCUCGGCCAUUCCAGCCGAUUCCUCAGCGGCGGUGUCAAAUGGUUCAGGGCAUGAUGCGGGGAGAAGUACCACAGCACCGAACUACGUGGCCAGAUUCCUUCCCAGAAGGAAUACUGCUGAUGAUCAUAACAAGCAUGAGUCGCGAAUUGCACUUGCGUUAGAUAUUGACCCGACAGGCAGACUCCUUGAGACAUCUAUUGCUUGUGCGGAAGAUCACAUUCGCCCAACAUCGACAGCCCAUGAGCGAUAUGCACCUUUUGUAUGGAAGGACAAUGCAUGGACAAAGGCCGAGAAAGACAACUGGCCACCCACUCGAGUCCGACGAGAGGUCGUUCCCCCCAAACCUUUCCGCAUCUUGGACGCGCCUUUUCUCCGUGACGACUUUUAUUGCUCGACCCUGGCAUACUCGAUCACCUCGGGAAUUCUUGCUGUUGGCCUCGCACAAUUUGUUUACCUAUGGUCAGAAGGAAUUUCGGUGAACCAUCCCCCAUUCAGUGAUGUUCAUCCGUCAAACUAUGUGACAUCUCUGUCGUUCUCAUCUGAAAUUGGGGGUCGAAGCAUCCUAGCGGUCGGUCGUCAAUCCGGUCAACUGACACUCUGGAGCGUUUUUGACAGUACAGUCCGCUUCGAGCUCAGUCAUCCUAACAGCAUCUCGUGCGUGACAUUCAAACCUAGGACCACACGCCGAAACUCUGAACGAUUUCCUGGCUUGGAAGUCGACACGGAAGAGCUUGUUGUUGGCGACGAGAUGGGAAGUGUGUGGUAUUACUCAGUCGAAUGGCCAGUCAUUCAAAACAAGUGGAGCUGGACUGGUUCCAUGACACUACUCGCCAAGAUUUCUGCUCAUACCCAGCAAGUGUGCGGUCUGGCAUGGUCCCCUGAUGAGCGAUAUCUAGCCACCGGCGGCAAUGAUAACGUCUGCCUGCUCUUCGAUCUGCAGGACCUUAUUCCUGCACCAAUUCUCAACCGCUCGGCAUAUAGUCCUGCCCCAUCAAGCCUAGGCUCUCAGGAUGCAAUGACCUUCCACGCCUUCCCAGGCCUCAACAUCAGUAAUAACCCAGGCAUCAAUCGGGGGAGACUGCGAUUAUUUAACAGGGAACACAUUUUCAAUCAGCUCUUACCUUCGUGGGCACAUCCGCCAACGAUCAAAUUCUCUGCGGCAUCUCCUGUUCUGAGCAAUCUGGGAACUCUCAUCUCAGGACUCGGAAAAACAGUGGUAAUUCCGCCAAACCGUCAGAAAUAUCGGUUACAACACGGCGCGGCAGUGAAAGCAAUCGCCUUCGCGCCCUGGCAACCAACACUGCUCGCGACGGGAGGAGGAUCCAACGACCGGGCAAUCCACUUUUUCCACUCCAGAACUGGAGUCUGCCUUGCAACAAUCAACGUAUUAGCCCAAGUGACGAGUCUCAUCUGGAGCCAAACCCGGCGCGAAAUCGCCGCAACCUUCGGAUACGCCCAACCAGAACAUCCUUUCCGCAUCGCGGUGUUUGCCUGGCCGAGCUGUGCACAGGUUGCAGUUAUUCCUUGGGGGCCGUAUGGAAGCAGCUGGGACGGACACGAACGCGAUAUCCCAAGUUACGACUGCGGGCGAGCUUUGUGGGCUGUUGGAUAUCCUGGUCGCAAAUCCCGCCUUUCGACUCCUGCGAAGGAAGAUGAUAGCAGCAUUAAUGACGAAACCUCUUCUUCACAUGCCCCUUCUCCUGGAUAUUCUACGUCGAACCGCCCGCAGCCCGCCUCGACAAGUGGAAGUCAAGCAGAUCGCUCGGCCAGGAGAGACCGGACGACCGUUCAGCCAAAGGAAAAGGAAGGCGGGAUUUGGUGUACACGUACGAUUGAGGAGGGAUGUAUCAUCGUCGCGUCGAGUGAUCAGACUGUCAAGUUCCAUGAGAUUUGGACCGGGCGUCGGACGAGCAUUGGGUCGGCUAGUGGGUUGUUUGGGGGUAGUGAUAUCCUAGAGACUAUGGAGGGUAUUGAGAAAUCCGGCAGUGAGGUUAUUCGCUAG